Melitaea cinxia (Glanville fritillary) is the source of this 2419-nucleotide messenger RNA. Its product is annotated as ATP-dependent DNA helicase Q1-like. Bases 215 to 2104 code for a protein of 629 amino acids. The transcript has a single exon. Gene Ontology annotation, molecular function: 3'-5' DNA helicase activity; nucleic acid binding; four-way junction helicase activity. Gene Ontology annotation, cellular component: cytoplasm; chromosome. NCBI's taxonomy places the organism in Eukaryota, Metazoa, Arthropoda, Insecta, Lepidoptera, Nymphalidae. Gene Ontology annotation, biological process: double-strand break repair via homologous recombination. The record is from RefSeq and is a predicted model, not a curated record.
UUUUUAAUCUGUGGUUGAUAUAGACAAUUGAUAAUGAUUGAUAAUACCUAAAAUCAAAAUAAUUUAAAUGUUCUAAAAGGUGAACAACAAUAUUACUUAAAUUAUACUUGAAUUUAAAUAAUAGAAAUUAGAAAGUAAGUGUUAUAGUUUUAUCAAGACGAUACAGAUAAUGUUACUUUAUGGUCCAAGAAUCCAAUAGAAUAAAAUUAUUAAAAUGAAAACUAUCGAGGAGCUAGAAAAGGAAAUAAAAGAUGUUGAUAAAGAGUUGAAACUAGUCGAUGCAGAGAUAUUAAAAUUAAAAAAUAAACAGCGUGAGUUACACGAAAAGAAAUCUUCAUUAAAACUAACGAUAAAUAAAAUAAAGUCGGACACAUUAGCGAGUGUCGAUUGGGCAGCAAAAAAGUAUGCGUGGUCCGAGGAUGUUCAAAAGACGCUUAAAGAUGUAUUUAACAUAGACUCAUUUAGACCUAAACAACUAAGUGCCAUUAAUUCAACACUUUGUGGUCAACACGUAAUUGUUGUAAUGCCAACAGGAGCUGGUAAAAGCCUUUGCUAUCAGCUUCCAGCUCUGGUUAAACCUGGUGUCACUCUGGUUAUAUCUCCCCUUAUCUCACUAAUGGAAGACCAGGUGAGGUCUCUGAAAAAUAGAAAUAUUGCAGCAAUGUUAAUGACGAGUAUAAGUCCAAAAGCAGAGACCGCCGCAGCUUUUAAUGUUCUGAAGGACAAUAAAACUCAGAUAAAACUUUUAUAUGUUACCCCUGAAAGACUUGCAAAGAGUAAGAGGUUCAUGUCAAACUUGCAGAAAUGUUAUGCUGAAGGUAGAUUGCAAAGAAUUGCCAUUGAUGAAGUGCACUGUUGUUCGCAGUGGGGACAUGAUUUUAGGCCAGAUUAUAAAUACCUUGGCAUUUUGUCUACUAUGUUCCCUAAAACACCUAUUUUAGGAUUAACGGCAACUGCGACAGCCCAUGUCUUAACAGAUGUGCAAAAGAUACUCAAUAUCCCAGGCUGUUUGGUAAUCAAAUCAACAUUUAACAGACCAAACCUUUAUUACAAAAUUUUAGAAAAACCAACAUCACAAGAAGAUUGCUUGGCUAUACUUGAAAAGCUUUUAAAAUAUAGGUAUAAAGGAGAGAGUGGAAUUAUUUAUACUCAUAGUAUAAAAGAUUCUGAAGACAUUGCUGAGGGGUUGAGAAAAAGAGGCUUGAGAGUGGGUUGUUAUCAUGCAAAUAUGGAAGCAGAUUCAAGAUCGAAAGUUCAUUUAAAAUGGUACGAAAAGACUUAUCAGGCUAUUGUUGCUACUGUGGCUUUUGGUAUGGGUAUUGAUAAACCAGAUGUCCGAUUUGUCAUACAUCAUACAAUUAGUAAAUCAAUGGAGAAUUACUAUCAAGAAAGUGGUAGAGCCGGCCGAGAUGGUAAGAGAGCUGAAUGUGUUACUCUAUACAGAAUGCAGGACUUAUUUAAAGUUAGCACCAUGGUAUUUUCAGCUUUUGGAAGUAUUGACCAUCUUUAUGGCAUGGUCAAAUAUUGUCUCAAUGGUACUUUUUGUAGACGACAACUAAUUGCACAGCAUUUUGACGAAGAUUGGGGUUAUUCAGAUUGUAACAAAAUGUGUGAUGUAUGCUCCCAUCAAAACUCUAGCAUUAGGGAAAUAAGUCUUGAAGGUCAUUGUAGGGUUCUUUCAAGCAUACUAGAUAAUGCUCAAACGCAAGACACAAAACUUACAGCUCAGAAAUUACUGGACGCUUGGUAUUUAAAAGGACCAGUUCCUCUUAGACAUAAAGGCAAGGAACCUAACUUUUCUAGGACAGUGGGUGAAGAUGUAAUAGCAUAUCUCCUUACAGAAGGUUAUCUCAUUGAAGACUUUCAUUUUACGGCUUAUUCUACUAUAUCUUAUAUAAAGAAAGGCCCUAAUAUGGAAGCAGUUGAUGAUGAAAGUUUCACUUUAAAAAUGCCAGUUAGAAAAUAUACAGAGUUCCAUUUAGACAGGCCAGCUCCUAAAGAUUUUUAUCCUAUUGUUAUAAAUGAUGUUAAGGAAUCAAGAAAAAGAAAAUCAAGCACUGAAAUAAAUGGUAAAAAAUCAAAAACUAUUCUAAUUGAUGAUUAAAUUCAUUUAUUAUUUAACUAAUUUGUUUUAGUCAACAACUUUGUUUAAACAUAAUUUCAAAAUGGGAUAUCCAGUAUAACUAAAGAUUUUCUUUUGCUGUAAUUAAUAAUAUAAGUGACAUGUUCUUGUUAAUUAAUCAUACACGUCGUCGCGGGGAAUAUUGUAAUGGUGACAACUUUUCAUAUUCAGCUACAUUUUCUUCAAAUUUACCUGAUAAUUUGCUAACUUUCUUUUGUUUUUGCUUCCUGUGCAUAUUGUUAGAAUCAUUAGAAAUUUCUGCAAUUAAAAUUGUAAUAAAAUAUUGUGCAGUCAAAA